Argentina anserina (silverweed cinquefoil) is the source of this 3728-nucleotide messenger RNA. Its product is annotated as pentatricopeptide repeat-containing protein At1g11290, chloroplastic-like. The record is from RefSeq and is a predicted model, not a curated record. NCBI's taxonomy places the organism in Eukaryota, Viridiplantae, Streptophyta, Magnoliopsida, Rosales, Rosaceae. Gene Ontology annotation, molecular function: RNA binding; protein binding. Gene Ontology annotation, cellular component: intracellular membrane-bounded organelle. The coding region runs from base 650 to 2359 and encodes 569 amino acids. The transcript has 2 exons. Gene Ontology annotation, biological process: RNA modification.
CCUCUUUUUGCGUUUGUCUGCAAAUCUGCAUCUCCAAUUGCUAUGCCUAACAUGAUCAUGGCCUCUAUCUCCUCCUCUUCCUUCGCUGAUUUAAAAGACCAAAUUUCUUCUCUCCUCAAAUCUCCAUCCCCAAAUCACUUACCGAAACCCACAUACUCCAAUCUCUCAACUCUCUUUGCGUAAUCACUGCCACUCUUCCUCAUCCUCCCCUGCCGCCAUUCGCCACCAUAAUUGCUCAACGAAUUUGACCUCACCCAAUCACCCUCCAGUUGCUCUGACUAAGAAUUCGUCGAUAUCAUGGUUGACAUAUUUGAAGCUCUAUGCUGCCUCUAGGCACUUCCAUGCCACCCACCUAUGCUGCCAGAAUCAAGAAUGAAAGGAAGAACAAUUUGAACUCGACCCGCUAAGAACAAAACUAUAGAACCAGAAAAGCUUGCUGCUGUUUUUUUUUUCCGAUGAUUACUGGGGUGGUUGGUUAUGCUCACCUUGACUCGCCUCACUGAUCGCAUCAACCCUGUAGAACGAUGAUGUUGUCCACCUGUCAAAUCCAACGGUUUACAUGACCUGUGUACUGAAUAACUUUCGCUAAUAAACACUUCGACACACAUAAACCUUGGUCGUUGUAACAAUAAGAAUCUCCAAUUCCAAAAUGACACUAUCCCACGAGCUAUCACAGCUUGUUCCUUCAAGCCUCUUCUCUGGGUCUUCUUCUCCAACCCCUCAAACCCUCACCAAGAUCCUAUCUUUCUGCGCAGCCUCGGCCUCUCUCCACCUGGGUACUGCCGUCCACGCCGUUAUCAUCAAACUGGGCCUCUCCAAUGUCUACACAACCAGCGCUCUCGUCGACAUGUACGGAAAAUGCGGCCACUUACGUAAUGCCCACAACGUGUUCGACGAAAGUCCUCACAGAAAUGUAGUAACUUGGAACUCAUUGAUUUCUGCGUAUUUGCAAAGUGGCUCUCCACUGAGAGCAUCCCGUUGGUUUUUGAACAUGUUGAGAUACGGAGAAGAGCCGCCGACGACGUUUAGCUUUUCGAGUGUGUUGGUGUGUUGUGCACAGAUGGAAGCUGAGGAGCUUGGAGCUCAGGUUCAUGGGUUGAGCUUGAAAAUGGGGGUCUGUGAUGAUGUUGUGGUGGGGACAGGGUUGAUAGAUAUGUAUGCAAAGUGUUGUAAGGUUGGUGAGGCGCGGCGGGUGUUUGAUCAAACGAGGGAGAGGAAUGUUGUGACUUGGACUUCUAUGGUUAAGGGGUGCGCGCAGGGUGGACUGUCUGGUGAGGCAAUGAGUUUGGUGAGGGAAAUGGUGAGGUUGGGUAUGAAGCCGAAUCAUGUUACUUAUAAUAGUUUGUUGAGUUCGUUUCCUAGUUGGAAUUCUUGCAGGCAAGUGCACUGCCGGAUAGUGAAAGAAGGGUUUAGUUCUAAUGUCUAUAUUGUGGUUACUCUUUUGACUGUAUAUUCGGAGUUUAAUUGUAGCUUGGAGGACUUUUGUGCGCUUUGCGCAUGUGUUGCAGUGUGGUGUCAGAUUUCGUGGAAUGCAGUGAUUGCGGGCUUUUGUAAUAUUGGGAGCAGUGAUGAAGCUCGGAAGUGUUUCUCUGAAAUGAGGGAGGCCGGUGUUGCUGUGGAUUGUUUCACAUUUACAAGUAUGUUAAAAGCGGUAGGAACUAUUUUGGCACUUGUAGAGGGAAAGAAGAUCCAUGCUCUCAUCUUCAAGAGUGGACAGGAAUCAAAUUUAUGUGUUCAGAAUGGGCUUGUUUCAAUGUAUGGAAGAUGUGGUGCCAUCCAUGAUGCAAAGUGGGCAUUUACUUUGAUGAAAGAGUAUGAUGUGGUCUCGUGGAAUUCAUUAUUAUCAGGAUAUGCACAUCAUGGAUUUGGGAAGGAGACUGUUGAAUUAUUUGAACAAAUGAGAAGAACAGAGGUCAAACCAGAUGACACCACCUUCUUAAUUGUACUCACUGCCUGUAGCCAUGUUGGUUUGUUGGACAAAGGGCUCGAGUAUUUCAAUCUAAUGAGCCAUGAUGAUUUACUCAAUCCACCCAAGAUGGAGCACUACGCUACAGUCACUGAUCUUUUUGGUCGGGCUGGAAACCUUCUGGAAGCGGAAGCCUUUGUCAGUAGCAUGCCAAUAGAGCCAGGUGCCUCUGUAUACAAAGCCCUGCUAAGUGCUUGCCAAGUUCAUGGAAAUGAGGAACUUGCUUUUCGUUAUGCAAAAAAGCUUCAACAACUGUGCCCAAAUGAUCCUGCAACUUACAUACUGCUAUCAAAUGUGUUGUUGACAAGCGGCUCCUGGGAUGAUGCAGCAGGAGUACGGAAGCUCAUGUAUGACAGAGGAAUAAGAAAAACUCCUGGUUAUAGUUGGAUUUGAUUCAACAUUACAAUAUCAAGAAAAGGACUUGGAUUUGUCGCAUCCUUCCCUUUUGUAUCCUUUGUAUCCAUUAUGGAUGGGUGCCUCUGUUUUCUCUCCAGGAGAACAGAUUAUAAUGAAAAUACGCUUUAUUAGGCAUAUCUCCAAACAAAUUGGUGCCAUAAUUUCUCCAGGUAAUACAUGUUUAAUUUCAGCUUAGCAUUGGUGACCAUGCAUUUUGUUGCAUGCGAGAUUUAAAAAUACACAGUACAAUGAGUUGUAGACUUGUAGAAAUAUUGUGCCUGUAUAAGCCAUUGUACUUGUCACCAAGUGCACGUGGAGUGUUCUUAACUAAGGACUACCAUUGUCUAGCCAGAAAAGUGAGAAGAAGCUUAUCAUAGUUGCUGAGUAUCAAAUCUUUGGCCAGAAAAUUGUGAAGUGACGAGGGUUAUAAGUACAUAUGCUUGCUGUCCAGUGAUGCAGCAUGAUAAUGUACCUGCUUUUCAGGGUAGAGAGAACAUAAGAUACCCCUUGUUUGCCUUCAUAUUUAAACUUUUGUCAUGGUAUCUAGCUUAAAAAUUACUUUUGAUAUUCAGUUGUGGUAGUCAUCCCACAGAUGAGCUGGCCAGUGCUCUGGAGCUCUGGUUACACCAUCUUAAAUCCUGUAUGUUUUCUAUAUAACGAGAGUCUGGCAAUGUUAGAAAUACCUUGUUACUUGCCAUUUAUCCAUAGUAAUGACAACUGUACAAUUUUAAGCUAUAUAGAACAUGUCAAUUCUUCUGAAAAUCAUAUCUUUCUACUCUUUUAUUUAUGAAUGUAAUAUUUAAUUUAGUCCUGACUAAUAACCAAUCUUUGCAGCAUGAACUGUACAGCCAACUACCGUCACCUUUAGUGAAGGUUAAACUAUGGGAUGAUGUUAGUCGUCAUAUGCUGCUCACUGCUCUCACUAUCUUGGAGGCUGGCUGUAUUGAAGACAUAGAUUGGGAUGGAUCUGCUUGAGCAUCAGCCCGGAGAUGUAUACUAAUAGCGAUGAGAUUAAAUGGCCAAACACAUUGGUGAAUAUGCACUCUAGUCAUAUUCUGAAUAAGUGGAAGUUUUAUCUAAAAUGGCAUUCCUCUGGUACGGUUGAAGCGAUCGAAGACUCUGGUGGUAUCAUUGUAUCAAGAGACUUAUGUGCUGGAUGCAAGAGAGCUCUGUUGUACUUGAACCACUACGGGGGAGUUUGAAGUUGCUUCUUGCUUGUCAUUAUGUUCUCUUAAUUACCUUGUAUUGACAGGCAUUAUUAUCUUUGAUGAGUUAUGGCUAGAAAGCCUUAUCAAACAGAUAUAUUUGUGGAUGCUAGUGUUGUGUUUCCAAUUAACUACGCAUAUGUAGUAGUUUUGUACCGGGG